AUGAUGGUUUGUAGAUUUGAUCAGAAAUAUUUGAAAUUUAAUUUAAAAAAAUUUAUUUCAGGGUAUAAGGAAGAAGAUAUAUUAGAUGACCAUUGCCAACAAUUUUGUAAUCAAUGGCUCUCCUUUCUUGGUAUUCAGCCUCAUAAAACUUUGACACUGCAUUCAGCUUUCAAUUAUUUAAUUCUAAUAUUUACUCUGGCUGUAUGGAUGUAUACAUAUCUUGAAAUGAAGCAUGGAGAUUCUACUGAAGCUCUUCAUCGUAUCUGCCUUUCACUUUUAGCUUUGGGAUUAUUUUCAAUACAGUUUUUCAAACAUGAAGAGAUUAUGAGUGUAGCCAAACAAAUUGAUGACUGUUUUUCUUAUAGUAAUAGUGAUGUAAAACCAUUUUUCAAACGACGGCAAAAAGACUUAUUCACUUCUGGAAUGAAAAUAUACACUGAUCUUUUCACUAUUAUAGUAUUUACCACAUGGGGAAGUAUAUUGGCCAACCUCUAUAAAGAACAACUAUUUGUAGCGGAUGUUAAACCUCCCAUUCCCAUGAUCUUACCAAUAGAAUCAAAAUUUCUCCACUAUUUUGUAUAUUUUAGUGAAACAUGUUUUGUUGUAAUUGCUAGCAUUGCAGAUGUACUUAUGGCUCACUUAUUCAUGAUGUUCACUCUUCAGCUAACAGCUAAUUUUGAAGUUUUAUGUUUAAACUUAAAUUCCAUGAAUAGAUUCAUGAAGAAUGAUCUAGCACUGGUUCUGGAUUCAGAAAUAAUGCCAAAAAUAAAAGUUAAUAUUAGACAUCAUCAGGAAAUAUUUAAGUCAUUUAAUAGUAUAAAAAAACUGUUUGAUCAAAUCUUUUAUAUCUUAUAUUUUUCAAUGAUGAGUGCAAUAGCCAUGUGCAGAACCUUAUUGGUUGGGGACAUUGAUAUAAAACAUUUAUUACCUUUGUUUUACUUAGAAACAGGAUAUAUACACAUAUUUUGUCAUUUCGCAGAUAUGCUUGCAGAAGAGAGUGCGAAUGUUCGCAUAGCAGCAUAUUCGACACCAUGGUACACUUUUUCAAGUAAUGUCUGUACUUCUCUAAGAAUUAUGGUAAUAAGGGCAUUAAAACCACCUAAACUUUACUUCUUUAUUGGUGGAAGUGACAUUUCUUGUGCAACAUUUACUCUAAUUUUAAAUGCCUCCGUGACCUAUUUCUGUAUAAGCAUUAUGAUGGAGAAUCAAAAUUAG
Messenger RNA from Nezara viridula (southern green stink bug), 1215 nucleotides. The record is from the annotation of a GenBank genome assembly. NCBI's taxonomy places the organism in Eukaryota, Metazoa, Arthropoda, Insecta, Hemiptera, Pentatomidae.